Molecule: messenger RNA, 570 nt
Organism: Diaporthe citri
Lineage: Eukaryota; Fungi; Ascomycota; Sordariomycetes; Diaporthales; Diaporthaceae
Exons: 1
Coding region: 1-570 (189 amino acids)
Source: RefSeq, a predicted model, not a curated record
AUGAAGCUGAGCAUUCUUGCCGUCGUCCUUUCUGCUUCAGCCUCCGUGCUGGCAGCUCCCGCUUGUGUCAGCUCCACCAAUGGAGACGGCACCGUCGUCAAGCGUUGCGCCAUCCCCUGGACCAAGAACUACGGCGAGUACGAGAAGCGUGAGGUCCUCGACGAGCGUGCUUGCGUCAGCUCUGUCGAUGAGGACGGAGCCAAGGUGAAGCGUUGUGCUAUUCCCUGGACCAAGAACUACGGCGAAUACGACGAGAAGCGCGCCUGUGUCAACUCUGUCGAGGAGGACGGCACCAAGCUGCGCCGCUGCGCCAUUCCCUGGACCAAGAACUACGGCGAGUAUGACGAGAAGCGCGACAUCGUUAACAAGCGUGCUUGCGUCAGCUCUGUCGAUGAGAAUGGAGCCAACGUCAAGCGUUGUGCCAUCCCCUGGACCAAGAACUAUGGCGAGUACGACGCGAAGCGCGAUAUUGAUGAGCGCGCCUGCGUCAGCUCUGUCGACGAGGACGGUGCCACUGUGAAGCGAUGCGCUAUUCCUUGGACCAAGAACUACGGGGAGUACGAUGAGUAA